Ciona intestinalis (vase tunicate) is the source of this 1239-nucleotide messenger RNA. RefSeq lists its product as uncharacterized. Lineage: Eukaryota; Metazoa; Chordata; Ascidiacea; Phlebobranchia; Cionidae. Gene Ontology annotation, biological process: positive regulation of transcription by RNA polymerase II. The record is from RefSeq and is a predicted model, not a curated record. Gene Ontology annotation, molecular function: transcription factor binding.
AACUUUAUAGUGUGUUAGUUAUGCGUGUGCCAAUUACCAGGUUUUACUGCAAAUGAGACUCAGACACUCAGUUUUGUUUCUUUUACCGCAGAGCAUUGUAAAAAAACUAUUAUCAUUUAUAUUUUACAUUGAAAACGCUUCAAAUGAGCCAAAACGACUUUGAUUCAAGUGUGAUAGAAAUUCCUUCAAUAACUAGGAGAAGAUCGCGCAUAGAAUCGAACACUUCAAGUGGAAGUGGUGAUGUCAUAAUUAUUGAGUCUCCGACUGAAGGAACAAAUGCGAGAGCCACAAGGAGGCGACGAAGAUCUGCAACAUCCGGUCAAAAUGAGAUUGUCGACUUAACGUGUGCAACGGAAACUUCGAGUGUUUCAGUUGAUCUUGUCGACCUUACUCUCACACCAAGUGAUCGUUCAAGCAACUCAAGAACACAAUCCCGGGAAAGGACACCUACUACGCAGCGACGGUCGCGACCGUUAUCGAGCAUUCGUCGUUCAAAUCCGUCACAAGCUACUUCUGCACGACGCACAGAUACAGCAAGGUCUUCCAUGGCAUCUGCAUCUCGUGUUAUGAUUCCCCCAGAAACACCGACAGUAAUAGACCCAAGAUUCCAAAACCUGCCUGAAAUCAACUGCCCCGUUUGCCUCGAAACGUUAAAAACGAUUCUCAGCCAAGGCAACGAAAUUCGUUCCACAGUCUGCGGUCACGUGUUCUGCCACAACUGCAUUUCAUUGGCCAUCCGCAGCAGCAAAAAGUGUCCAACUUGCCGACGAAAACUGACUUUGAAAAAUGUGCACCCACUUUACCUAACAAUAACGUAACGAUUCUGAAUGAAAAUUGCUGUAGUUUCACAACAAAAAAAUUCCUCUUCUCAACUCGUCUUAAACUAUUAUCAAUCUUAUCGCACUCUUGUUACAUUUUUUUUCUUCUAUUGCCUGUGUCCUCUUACUGAACUUUUGCUGUUCGGUGUGCGUGUACGUAGUAGCUGCCCCGGUACAAUACCGUGUAUAUUGUCCAGCAUAUCUGUUAAAACUAAACAUUCUUCGUAUGCAGACUUCAAAUGUCCUUUCAAACUCAUACGACUUAUAGAUCAUUGUAAACGGGACGUCGCUUUUUUGCACUUUGUCGAUGUUACAGAGAUAUGAUACAAGGAUGCCAGAAUAGGAUGAUGCGUCUUUGUUUGAAAAUUGUUCUUUUGUAUUGGUCUUGCUUUUUGAAAGUACACCAGCUUUUGAGUUUAAA